CCUCAACUCGCACUCAUAUAUUUCCUUGAUUGCCGCCACGACCUGUUCGGUGAGAAGUGAGAACUCUCUCUGGGUACCCAAACCCUUGAUUUGAUUCUGUUUUCCAAUCUUUUUGUGAAGGGAUUUGUCAAAAAGGCUUUUAAAUAGAAAAAUUUAUCGUAUUUGGAUUCAAUGGGUGAAGUGGUAGCUGACAAGGAGCAUAAAGAUGGGUCAAGGAGAAGCUCAACUGGAAAAGCAAUUCCAAGAGGUUCAGCCUCGCCGGCAAGAAGUGAUGAAAAGCCGAUACCUCACUACCUUAUGCCAUCUACUAAUUCAUGUCAUGAUUUUUGCAAGUAUGGACAUAAACAUGCAUUUGAAGGUGAUGAGAAGCAUCCCAUUCGGUCCAAUGUUUUGGGACAUAAUAGAAGUCCAAUACAUGAUCAAAAUCCAAUGAAAAUUCCGACUGUUCGAGAGAGAAUCAAGGAAAGAGGAAAUAAGUUGAAGGCACAAUCUAAGUUGAAUUCUAAGUUUCCUGACAAACCGAAAGUCGGAGAAAAGCUUGCUAUGUCGCCUACAUGGGACAUUGGAUCUUCUGAAGAGGCUAGUGAACAGGAAAGCCUUAAGGACACACAAGCGAUUGGUUUGCCGAGUAUUUAUCGAAGAACUUAUGUGAAAUCCAAAGUUGUUGAGCAGAAGGAUGUAACAGCUGGCAAUGCUAACUAUGAUUCUGAGGAGAGUCGCGAGAUCAAUGUUAUCAAGAAGAAGAUGACUCCUGUCAAGAAACUUAAUGCAACUACUAGGCCUGUUUUGGUGAAGCAAAAGUCCCGAUCGUUUGUGAGGAUACCUUCUUUAUCUUCUCGAACUCGAAGUUUCAGGCCUAAAGCUCCUCUGUCUUCUGACGAUAUUGAUGAGUCUUCUGAAGCUGAAAUCUCUUCGAAGCCGAAGACUUCAUCAGUUAAGUCUGCAUCUCCUGGAAAUUCUUCUGAGGAGGUUACUUAUCAGAAGAGUGUAGAGAAGCCGAAGAUGAUUCAAGUGAAAGAAUUGAAGCCAUUGACAGCUUCAGUUUCAAAGCCAAGGCAAUAUAUCAAGCGUAUUGCUUCAGUGAAGAAGCGAGGUGUUGGAAAAGCUACCAUUGAUACCAAAAAAAUCAAGGAAAAACCUUCAGCACCUAUUCUAGAGUCAACUUCUCAAGAUGUAGAAGAUAAGGCCAAGCUGAGAAGAACUAAAACAGUACACCUAGAAGAUGAUUCUGCUUCAUCUUACAAAUUGAAGUUCAAAGGCGGAAAGGUGAUCGACCUUCCACCAGAGAGUAGUGCACCGGUAAAGCUCAGGUUUAGCAGAGGAAGAGUUGUCGAGAACUCAAACAACAGUGUUGGGGCGAUGUGGAGAAGAAGCUUUAGUCGGAAGAGUAGCAGGAGAAGAGGAUUGGCCGGAGUAGUAUAUAACGAUCCCAAUACUGGAGCUCAAGUUGUUGUUUUAAGACACCAAGAUGUUCAGCAGAAAGAUGAUCAAGGCCUGUUCAACAAUGUGAUUGAAGAAACUGCUACUAAGCUUGUAAAGUCAAGAAAGAGCAAGGUGAAGGCAUUAGUAGGUGCUUUCGAGACUGUCAUCUCUUCGAUCAGAGGACCUAAAUAGUAAUGCCCAUUUACAUGUGUUUUUGUGUGAAGGUUACUCUUGUGCAUAUCUUUGGUAUGAAAUUUCAGUAAGCUUGAAAACUUAGCUUUGAAGAUUUCGCCUUUGUAUGUGAACUUAAUUUGUCAAUAAAAAGAAAAUCUUGUGUUGGUGAUA
Messenger RNA from Dioscorea cayenensis subsp. rotundata (Guinea yam), 1767 nucleotides. RefSeq lists its product as uncharacterized. Lineage: Eukaryota; Viridiplantae; Streptophyta; Magnoliopsida; Dioscoreales; Dioscoreaceae. The record is from RefSeq and is a predicted model, not a curated record. The transcript has 2 exons. Bases 172 to 1614 code for a protein of 480 amino acids. Gene Ontology annotation, molecular function: calmodulin binding.